This is a messenger RNA of Dermacentor silvarum, 1140 nucleotides long. RefSeq lists its product as uncharacterized. Lineage: Eukaryota; Metazoa; Arthropoda; Arachnida; Ixodida; Ixodidae. The record is from RefSeq and is a predicted model, not a curated record. The transcript has 3 exons. Gene Ontology annotation, molecular function: structural constituent of chitin-based larval cuticle. Gene Ontology annotation, cellular component: chitin-based extracellular matrix. Bases 1 to 966 code for a protein of 321 amino acids.
AUGUGGAAGGUAGCGAUCUCCGCCCUCUGCUUCGUCGUCCUGGCCCACGCCGGAACCCUCCGCGGUGGUUUCGGUGGUGUCGGGCUGGGCGGCCUCGGCGGCGCUGGACUCGGCGCUGGACUCGGCGUUGGACUCGGAGCUGGCACCUACGGUGGAGGAUACGCAGGCGGAUACGGCGGCCAUGGUGGUGGCUACAGGGGUGGCUACGGUGGCCUCGUCGGAGGUGGACUCGUCGGAGGCGUCGGGGGACUCGGAGGCGGUUACUACGGAGGCGGCGGCCGUGGAUACUACGGAGGCGGAGGCUACAGGUCGUACGCGGACGAGACGCCCAAGCCGUACAACUUCGGCUACGUAGCCCAGGGUCCCGAUGGUACUAGCUCGCGCCAGGAGGUCGCCGACGGCAGCGGCACCGUCCAAGGUGUCUACACCAUCAGCACGGCCGAGGGCGGCCAGAGGACGGUGAAGUACGCCGCCGACGCUGGCGGUUUCCGCGCCAGCGUCGACACCAACGAGCCCGGCACUCAGAACGAGAGCCCCGCCGACGUGGCCCUCCGGUCUUCCCAGCCUCACGCCUCCGUGCUGGCGUCCAAGUACGGCCCUGCCGGAGGAGCUGGCGGCUACAGAGCCCGUGGAUUCGGAGGAGCCGGCUACGGCGGAGCGUACGGAGGCGGAUACGGCUGGUUACGGCGGCGGCUACGGUCUCGGAGGUCUCGGCGGUGUCGGCGGUGUCGGCGGCGGCUACGGUGUCGGAGGACUGUACGGCGGAGCCGGGGCCUUCCGCGGCGUCGGAGGGCAUGGAAAGCAUGGCCACGGCUGGCAGUGACUGAUGAAGAAGGCCGUCCACGUCUUCGCCGUCCUUUGUGCGAGACUCGCCGCACUAGCACGAGAGUGCACCCCUUUUGGCCGAGUCCUCGAUCCCCCUCCGUUUCCUGUACAGGUGUCGGUGUUUUGUCGUGUGUUAGUUGAAACCGCUGUCUGGACUUCCGGAGACAUCCGCUUCCGGGGCGCUGCGGCUCGAGGUGUAGGGACAAACGUGGUGUGGUCCUCCUUCUCGCUGUCUUUUUGGGAAAUAAACGAACUUCCAGUGUUGAAAACGAAAACUGCUUGCCUUUCGUUUUGGCGCCUCCGCCGAGUGCAGAU